AUGCUCCUGAACUGCGCGUCGAGCUGGCGUCAGCUCCACAACGUACAGCGCCAGCUGGUCGUGCUGAUCGUGGCGGUGGCGGUGAAUGCGGUCGUGGUCUACAAUGCAGGGAGAAGUAGGAGUUUGGAUGUUCGAACAUGUUCGAAAAAAUAGCCGAAAUAUUCAAGGAUCAUCAAAAAACGGCCUUUCAGCUCCGCGGAAUAUUAUGUAUAGUCACCAAUCUUUUUUCAGAAUCAACAUGUUCAAAGCCUUUCACGGAGUGCGAGAUGGACGAGACCUGUCGAUGGCACAUGAGCGAGCUGCAGAUGAAAUGCCGCUUAGAGCUCGAACAUUGUCGCCGCGACCAGUGCGCAGCGGCAAUGCGACGGUUCUCGCGGUAUGUCACCAAGGAGAUCCUCGAAGGCAUGAUGUUCUGCCAGUGCGCAUUUAGCGACGUCCAAUGCAAACAUCAACAGGUAAAAAAACAUUUUCCAUACAUUCCAACGUCAGGCCUUUAUUUAAACAUCUUUUUUCAGCAAUGGAUGUACCCUCGAUGUCUUUACGAAAGCUACCGCGUGAAGCCCAAGAAAAGCUGCACACAGACCGUUAAAUAUUGUCAACACGACAGCUACUGCCAUCGUACAUUGCUGGCUUUCAACAGAUCUUGCCCAAUUGGCGCAGGGGCAGCUGGGGAAUGUAAGGCAAAAGAUCUCCAUCGAUGCCGGAUUGCGUUGAUUGGAAUCCGAGGAACGGAUCUGGAAUCGCCCUGUUACUGCAAUCAAGACGAUGACACUUGUCUUGAGAACCAAAACAUGGUGCUUCCGAACAAUCCUUGUGUUGGUAUGUAGACCCUUUCCGUCCGUGAAUUUACCAACCUUUCAGAACAAGCAAUGGCGCAAUUCUCCGGCGAAACCGAUGGCUCUUUAUCCGUGGAGACCGAGGAACUCGUCCCAUCAGAACAUACGCCAAAAAACGAACAACGCCGUAGAGGAAAAUCUCGAAAAACUACAACAACAACGACUACAACGACCACCGACAAACCCAGUGAGUCCAGCAAAGAAGAAGAAGAAAUUGAAGAACAAGAAGAGCGGCCGACUUCCGAAGACGAACAGACCGAGCCAACCGAGGCUGAAGAGCUAGCAGUCAAAGAAGAAAAAAUACCAGAGGAAACAACGAACAGCACCGACUCUACGGCGACUCAAUCAGUGACGGUGCCGAUGGCUAUCAAACAGACAACAGUGCCAAGCAAAGGGAUCAAAGUCGUGGUCAAAACGAACACCUCCACCACGCCGAAGGUCAUCAACGAUGAUAAACUUGUGACUCAAACACCUCCACCCGAAGGUGGAUGUAAAGCUCGAAACAUUGAGGGAGAUUGGAUCAGUCAUUAUAAAAACACCUUGUUUAGGGUGAGCUUUUGCAUACACGGUCAUAUUUGAUUUGUUUAUUAGGCCUUUAACCUCAAAAUUUCAGCAAUACAACGACCUGUCUGGCCGCUGUUCGUCGUGGUGUCAAUGUUUUGAAAAUGAAACCUUCUCGUGUGAGCCCCUGUCUUGUCUGGCGGAAGGCUCUUGCAUCACUCCUCAGACUACUGUCGGUACGUCAUUCACGAUUUGCAAGCAAUUCCUUGACUUUCUUUGCAGUAAAACACAAAAAACAACUGUAAUCCCAUUUCCAAUUUUCAGCGUUCGGCGAACGCCUCUACAUCGAAAGCCGAGGCGCUUGUCUGUGCCAGAGCGGGAAAUUUAUAUGCGAUACGAGCGAGAAGUUGGUCGAACUGGAGCCGGGAUUGUAUAUCUCGUUGGGAUUUUCGCGUGCCGAAUUGGAUGAAAUCAAAAAGAAGGUCCCGAAGCCGUUAUUGGAGAAAUGCGGGCUGGUUAGUCCAAGCCGUUCGGUGGCCAAGGACAUUGCCUCCAGACUACAGUAUGCGUUGGAACGCGUUCUUCCGAAAGUAAGGAUAAAAAUCGGGUCAAAAUGUAGCUAAAACCCCAAAUUUGCUAUCGUUAGUUUUCGGCAGCACUUGAUCUAUUACACAUAUACUUCAACACCCUUUAGGACACCCUCUGCCGCGUUGCAAUGAUUGAAGAGCACAGCUACGACUCUGUAAUUCUCCUUCAAAUCCAAUGGUAUGGAGUGGAUCCUUUCGUCAACACAACCGAACCUCAUUGGCAUAUCGGGAAGCUGGAAAAGAUCUGCUCGCCGUAUGUUCGCCAACUCGAGUACAACUUCAUGAUGGAGCGUUCGGAUCGCUAUCAACUGGUCUUGUCGACGGUGAAGCAGCUCCGCGUCUACGAUCUCCUUGACGGGUUACCUAAAAGCGCCGCCAAACUGCCCAAUUUUCAGUGCCUUGAGAAAUUCUUGAUCCUCGUCUUGUGUGUGUUCCACUUUGUGUGGAGAAUUUAG
Messenger RNA from Bursaphelenchus xylophilus (pine wood nematode), 2379 nucleotides. Lineage: Eukaryota; Metazoa; Nematoda; Chromadorea; Rhabditida; Aphelenchoididae. The record is from the annotation of a GenBank genome assembly.